This is a messenger RNA of Suillus paluster, 1162 nucleotides long. RefSeq names its product alpha/beta hydrolase fold-domain-containing protein. Lineage: Eukaryota; Fungi; Basidiomycota; Agaricomycetes; Boletales; Suillaceae. Bases 103 to 1095 code for a protein of 330 amino acids. Gene Ontology annotation, molecular function: hydrolase activity. The transcript has 5 exons. The record is from RefSeq and is a predicted model, not a curated record.
CGUCAUGUGUCCUCGACUCCGAUUAUAAUGAAAAUGCGGCCCUCAAGUACUGGCUUCACGGGACUAUCGUGCUCGAUUGCACCUUGAGCACCCACCAGCACUAUGUCAGACCUUCCCUCCGCUAUCCACCCCGACAUCCUCCCCCGCCUCGACCCUGAAUACGUCGCAAUCCACAAUGAGCACAUAGCACACCGUGUCCCCCCACACACGAUCCCCUGGCACCCAGAUAUCAGGAAAGCACCCUACGUUCCUGGUGGCUCGCUGGUCAGGACAGUUGGAGCUGUCAAGGAUAUCAGUUUGCAGAACUGCAAGAUUCGGGCUUUCAUACCCGAAGGAACACCUCCUCCAGAAGGGUGGCCGGUAUUGCUAUACAUCCAUGGGGGUGGAUGGACGCUUGGGAGCAUCGACACUCUGAACUCAUUCAUCUCGCGUCAAUGCAAAGAGAACGACUGUGUCGCAGUUGCCUUGGACUAUCGCUUGGCUCCCGAGAAUCCAUACCCUGCAGCGGUUGAUGACACGGUUGAUGCGUUGAAAUUUAUCUAUUACAGUGGGAAGGCAGAGUUCAACGCAAACGUGAACAAGAUCGCUGUCGGAGGGUCGUCCAGUGGCGGAAACUUGGCGGCAAUCGCAUCUCUCAAGGCGCAAGAACUCACGCCUCCCAUCCCUAUCAUCUUCCAGCUAUUGCUCGUGCCUGUGAUUGACAACACAGCAUCCGUCACUGACGGACGAUACCCAUCUUGGAAAGAGCUCCAGAAUACCGUUUGGCUGAAUGAAGGGCGCAUGAUGUGGUUCCGCAACAUGUACCUUCCUGAUCCUGCGACCUGGACAGAGCCAGACAACUCGCCCAUCUUCGCAUCGGAUGCUGCACUUGCCAAGGUCCCACCUGCAUAUAUUGGCGUCUGUGAACUCGAUCUUCUGCGUGAUGAAGGAAUCGCGUAUGGCGAGAAGUUAAAAUCGCUUGGGGUGAAAGUAGAGAUGAAGGUAUACCCGAGAGCAUCGCAUCAGAUUCUUGGAAUGGACGCUGCACUGAAGGUUGGGAAGCAGCAAGCUGAUGACGCCAUCAAGGCAGUGGGUGAUGCUUUCAGAGCGGCAUAGCAUGGUGCCACAGAAGAGUGAUAAAUUGUGUACUUCUAUAUUGAAUGCGAGGGCCAGCCAACUGCGG